Molecule: messenger RNA, 1165 nt
Organism: Manihot esculenta (cassava)
Lineage: Eukaryota; Viridiplantae; Streptophyta; Magnoliopsida; Malpighiales; Euphorbiaceae
Product: probable prolyl 4-hydroxylase 9
Exons: 8
Coding region: 200-1069 (289 amino acids)
Biological process (GO): peptidyl-proline hydroxylation to 4-hydroxy-L-proline
Cellular component (GO): endoplasmic reticulum
Molecular function (GO): procollagen-proline 4-dioxygenase activity; iron ion binding; L-ascorbic acid binding
Source: RefSeq, a predicted model, not a curated record
UCACAUAAGGAAAGCGGAAAAAGAAAAAAAAUAAAUUCAGUGGGCAGCUAAAUCUCUGUAUUCACUGUAUAUUCCUGUCUCCUGAACCAAUAAUUACCAAAUCCACCAACGUCUAAAUUCCCGCCCGACUCCUCCAUUGGAUUCGCUCUCACUCAUAUCUCCACCGCCACUGUCUUCUUCCGACCAUCGCCGAUCAUCUAUGAAACCUAAAUCCACUAAGCAAAAAUGGAAUUUCAAUCCGAAGCUACGCUUCACUUAUGUCUUUCUUUCUUGCUGCUUCUUCUUCCUCGCUGGUCAUUUUGCCUCCACUCUCAUUUCUCAGGAUUUCUCUGGAGCUAAGCAGAAAGCAAGGCAGCUCCAAUCUCUGAAAGAGGAGAUUAUCGAUUUGUUGCCUCCUGGAAAGACUGGAGAUGAUUCUAUUACUGUGAUCCCCUUUCAGGUUUUGAGCUGGAAACCGCGUGCUCUAUAUUUUCCUAAUUUUGCAACUGGAGAGCAAUGUCAAAGCAUAAUUAAUAUGGCAAAGCCAAGCCUUAAGCCCUCUACUUUGGCUUUACGGAAGGGAGAAACAGAGGAGAACACACAAGGAAUCAGAACCAGCUCUGGUAUGUUUAUUAGUGCUUCUGAAGACGAAACUGGAGUUUUGGAUGCUAUUGAGGAAAAAAUUGCCAGAGCCACUAUGCUUCCCAGGGCCCAUGGAGAGGCAUUCAAUGUCUUGCGCUAUGAGAUUGGGCAAAAGUAUAAUUCUCAUUAUGAUGCAUUCAAUCCUGCAGAGUAUGGGCCACAAAAGAGCCAAAGGGUUGCUUCUUUCUUGUUAUAUUUAUCUGAUGUAGAAGAAGGUGGGGAGACCAUGUUUCCAUUUGAGAAUGGCAUGGAAAUCGAUGAAAAUUACGACUUCGAAAAGUGUAUUGGUUUGCAAGUAAAACCACGCCAAGGGGAUGCACUUCUAUUCUAUUCACUUUUCCCAAAUAAUACAAUCGAUCCAACAUCAUUGCAUGGGAGCUGUCCAGUAAUCAAAGGGGAGAAAUGGGUGGCUACAAAGUGGAUUAGAGAUCAAGAACUAGACGAAUAGAACAGUUCUGCAUGCCUUCAGGGUACUGUAAUGUUCAAGUGUUGCUUUUGGACUUCGACAAAAAGAAUAAGAAAAUUUCGAGCCUCUAUUCAUUUA